Molecule: messenger RNA, 1305 nt
Organism: Lachancea mirantina
Lineage: Eukaryota; Fungi; Ascomycota; Saccharomycetes; Saccharomycetales; Saccharomycetaceae
Source: the annotation of a GenBank genome assembly
AUGUUAAAUUAUCCCAACUCUGAGAUGAUUUUUAAUGCUUCGCAACAGACCCUAAGCUAUAGUUCACUUUACGGCAACGAUACCACCAUCAGUUUCAGCGAUUUAAAUGACAUUGUCGCAACGAGACAAUCGGAAUCCAUCAUUUCAGGCGCUCGUCUCUCAGCUGCGGGACUUGCCUUAAUAAUUCUUUGGAUGGUAUCUCAAAGAAGAACGACACCCAUAUUCAUUGCUAAUCAGGUCUCUCUAACUUUGAUGGUCAUCCAAUCUAGUCUGUUAAUUGCUUACUCGUACACCCAUUACUCUUCUAUCACUUUUACGCUCACAAUGUUCCCACAAUACGUCCCACGUUCCGAUCUCUACUUCUUCGGGGCCUCAAACAUAUUUCAGGCGCUGCUUGUCGCUGCUGUCGAGGUCUCGCUCGUUCUCCAGGUGAGAGUUGUUUUCAAAUGCGACAACUUCAAAAAUGCGGGUAGAGCGCUGACAGCCAUGUCGGCUGCCUUAGCUGGUGCAACUACUGGAAUGUUCUUUGCUACUGCGAUUCAAUCAACGAUAGCGGCCCACGAAAACGUUUCAUCAGUACCUCCUACCAUCCUUUACAAUGCGGCAGUCAUUUUAAUGGCUUGUUCUGUCAAUUUCAUGACACUUUUGUUAGCUAUCAAGUUGAUUCUCGCAAUAAGAUCGAGAAGGUUUUUGGGUUUGAAGCAAUUUGACAGUCUACACAUUCUGCUCAUUAUGGCUUUUCAAACCUUAGUGUUUCCCUCUAUUUUAUUCAUCCUGUCGUAUUCUUUGAAUGGUAAAUCUGGCACGGGUGAUCUCGAAGCCAUAGCCAUAUUAUUGGUGACGCUGUCUUUACCUCUUUCUUCGAUGUGGGCAACCUCUGCAAACAACUCCAACAAACCAACGUCAGUGAACACUCAAUUCUCUCCUCGCCCAUAUACUUCCAGCAGUUACGGCUCAGAGGACAUGACCGUGUAUUCGAGAAAUAUGAAUUCUUGCUCCUCUGGAAGCGAGAAGAAUAAACUUUACGACUUAUAUCCAGUUGAAGGAAAGGGAAAUCACUGUGGAAAUUCAGCUGGAGACGGUUAUUUGGGCAAAGAUAAUUAUGACUACUCUGCACAAUCCAUUGGCAGCGCGCAGAAUAGCUCGAUGACAGAAAACGAAACCCGAAAUCAUUUGAAUCCCUCACGUUAUGGCAUCUCUGAUAAUUUGAGAGACAUGAAUAUAGCCUCGAAUGCCACGGUCAAGACACCCGAUACGCUCGACGACGAAGAGGCGAGAAAGUUUUGGUCCUUGGCGGAAAAUUGA